AUGGCUGAUAAGAUCACGAUACAGACGACCAGCGCUUUGACACCGCCCUUCUCUCCCCGUCCCAUCCCACCCCCAACCGCCACCGCUGCCACCCUCAGUAGUCCCACAACAUCGCCAUCCGAACCCGCGCAUCAGAAUGGGCACAUCGUUACCAGCCAGGAUCGGACCACGACGGGCCCACAACCGCGUGAGCCCGUGCUCGACUCGGUCAUAGCAAUACCGCUCACAGCAGAAGAGUCCCUUCCUACUAUAAGCGGCAAAAAUAACGAAGCAUACCUCGCCAACGACGACCCCCGUCAGUUCCUCUUAUACGACCUCGAUCUCUCUCGCUUGAACCGCAUACAUGGACACCUAUGGAUGGCAGGGCGUCCCAUGCGCGCCAGGCCAUUGCAUAGAUACACGAUGCUGGGCAUGGAAGUGCUAGGCACACAACAAAUGGAUUUACAUCUGCUGAAGUACUCGACCAAGCUUAUAGUCAAGCCGUUGCCGGAAUGGAUGCUCAGCUAUGAGUUCUGGCAAGAGUAUAUCUGCAAGCCUGCGGAUGCGGAUCUUGGUGACGAGACAGCAAAAGGCCUGUGGGAGAGUGCCGCGGGGUUUCUGGUGAGCUAUGUGUGGCUUAUCACUACACCGUUGGACUUGAAGAUCGCGCACGAGAACACGCUUCUACCGAGCUUUGUCACCUGGCACUGGUGGAAAGCUUUCGUGAAAGAUUUCAUGGGCCAUGUGGACAUCAACACGCUACAGAAAGUCAACAAACGCUACCAUUUCGGUGAUCUCAGGCUGGGGAGGAUCAACAGCAUUUAUCGGACACGAUUUGCGCAUACGCAUUUCGUGAGAGGCUACGGAUACAAUCGCUACGUGAUCUUCUUCCAGCGAAACUUCUCCUGGAUCCUCAUCGUGUUCGUGUUCUUUAGUCUGGUUCUAUCAGCCAUGCAAGUUGGAGUGGGUCUGGAGGAACUCAAAGAUAAUCACCAUUUCCUUGAUGCCACUUAUUACUUCGUUGUUUUCAGCAUGAUAUCCGUGGUCGUCGUACUGGCAUUCGUUACGAUCGUCUUUAUCGGCAUCUUUCUCUUCAACAUGUACAAGGCUAUCACGCAUGCGGGGAGUACACAGAAGUGGAGACUUAAGAUGUUUCGGAGGAAUCAGGAGGAGGGUAAGGAUGCUUGA
Alternaria conjuncta is the source of this 1167-nucleotide messenger RNA. RefSeq lists its product as uncharacterized. Bases 1 to 1167 code for a protein of 388 amino acids. Lineage: Eukaryota; Fungi; Ascomycota; Dothideomycetes; Pleosporales; Pleosporaceae. The transcript is spliced from 4 exons. The record is from RefSeq and is a predicted model, not a curated record.